AUGCCUGCACGCGGGGGUGGUCGAGCCACAGGAUCUAGAGGGACUGUUCCUCGCGGUGGUGAACAAGUAUCCCGUGGUCGUGGUCGUGGAGCAACUCGUGGUGCCACUCCAGGGGAUACCGCGACUGCUGGAGGAAGGCCUGCCGGCCAGCAUGUCGCGCCGCGCAGACCAAACUCUGGUCUAGCUAUCUCGAAGGAAGGACAGGCAACCAAGCUAUCGUUGAAAAGAAGACUUGGUAUCGAAAUACCGCACCGAUUGGGUCCGUGUAACGAUGUCUGUACUGGGUGCGGUGCACUCCACUGGAAGGAAGAGAGACCCGAAAGUGCUGUUAAAUCACAACCCUACGCUUACAAAGAAUGCUGCCAAAAGGGUCAAGUCACUCUGCCUGCCGAUUACGCUGGGAGAGAAGUAACUCCUCUGUUCCUUGAGGCUUUACUCACAGGCGAUACACGUGAGGACAAGGAGUUCAGACGGGAUAUUAGAAGAUACAACAAUGCUUUUUCAUUCACUUCGCUUGGGGCCGAGGUCGACCAUACCGUUAACGGUCCUUUUGGCGUGAACACGUUUAGGAUCUCGGGAGCACUUCACCAUAACAUAUCAGGCCUAUUGCCUGAAGAUGGACAACGCGCGGCGUACUCUCAAGUGUACGUAACUGGUGAUGGGGCAACUGGCGAGAUUACUGAGCGCGCCACACGGCGCUUUGAGCCAGUGUCAGGCGAAGAGGGUGCUCCCCGUGUAGUUAGGCCAGUCAAUCCAUUGAAUCGAAAUGUUCAAAUAUGCUGGGAGUAUCAUCACUACCGAGCCUGAUAUUGGCGUAAAGCUCACGACGAUGCCCCUACUUGGAAGAGAUGCGAGGAGGUAUAACUUUCCGACUGCGGACGAAGUGGCGGUAAUUGUCAAGGGUGAUGGUCUCGUGGGUGAAGGCAGUCGAGAUAUCAUUCUUUACCGGCACCAGGGUACUAUGGAAAGCGUUUCGGACCUUCACACGUCGUAUCUUGCAUUGCGCUAUCCUAUCUUGUUGCCCUAUGGUACCCAGGGCUAUGAUGAACAUUAUCGACAACCGGGUGUAUUGAG
Molecule: messenger RNA, 1074 nt
Organism: Melampsora larici-populina 98AG31
Lineage: Eukaryota; Fungi; Basidiomycota; Pucciniomycetes; Pucciniales; Melampsoraceae
Exons: 3
Coding region: 1-807 (268 amino acids)
Source: RefSeq, a predicted model, not a curated record